Toxotes jaculatrix (banded archerfish) is the source of this 3823-nucleotide messenger RNA. It is a transcript of the gene otoa, whose product is annotated as otoancorin. NCBI's taxonomy places the organism in Eukaryota, Metazoa, Chordata, Actinopteri, Toxotidae. The record is from RefSeq and is a predicted model, not a curated record. Gene Ontology annotation, cellular component: cell surface. Bases 10 to 3483 code for a protein of 1157 amino acids. Gene Ontology annotation, biological process: cell-matrix adhesion. The transcript is spliced from 28 exons.
CUUUGCAAAAUGGCCCCAAAAGGAGGAACAUGUUUGUUUCUACUCAUUGUGGCCUGUGCAGCCUUGGCUAACCCCCCAUUUAUGAUGCCUGGAAAAUCUGACUUCAAGCAAACGGUGAAAAAACUGAUGAUGAAGUGCCAGAAUAAGGGAUACCAGGAGCCUAAGAUGAUGCUGCUGAGCAGUAUUUUCAAUAAUAGUGAUUUGCCUAUGGAGGGUAGAAAUGCUGACUCAUCCAACAACCUCCUAUCCACUUUUCUUGAUGUCCUGAAUUCAGUCACUGGGGGCACAAACAAAGAUUCACUUAGCCAAGUCCCCAUGGACGACUCAAAUAAAAUGACAAACCAGAUGUGGAACUGCACCAAUCUUACACACAUGAUCAGGCUGAUGAGGAACUCCUCCGAGGCAUCUGCAUGUUACAUACGAGCCUUUGUGGCCCCUAUGUCUUGGACAACUUUGACCAUACAAGGUGAAAAUAAAGUGGACUCGGACAAUUAUGACACACUGCUGUGGGCUGCCAAACCUGCACUGGAGGAUAUGCCUUCUUCAAAAAUGACUCUUCCUACCAAAGUAGAGGGCCAGAACAUGAAAAAGAUGAUGGAGAUGCUGCAGGAGGUGUAUGAUCCCAUGUCUGAGGAUCAAAGGACUCAGGUGGCAAAAUGGGUAAAAGAGCAGAUCUCUCAGAAUUACUUCAACUGUACAACAAUGCCACCAUCGGACUCAAGAUCAACACAUACAGAGCGCUGCAAACCUUCACUGGAAUGGCUUGAUGAGGAAGCCAUGACCCUGAUGGGGCCUUACCUCUCCCUUCUGACACCUGACGAUGUUGAUUCUUCUCCCAAAGAAAAGCUAUGCGCCGUUUUCCUCUCAGCCAAGUUAAAAAGCAGCUUGAGCAGAGCAACCCAAAUGAAUCCCAGGCUGGGCAAAAAAUUUCUCCAAAAAGUUCAGGAGUGCUUCAGCGGAAAGACGGGGCUUCAGGAGCAUGUGGAUAAGCUUGGCACACUGGCUUGUUAUUAUUACGAUGCUCCAGACUUGAACGCUGACCUCAGCCAGAAACUCCUGUCUCAGCUUGACAACUGCGACGACCCCAGAAUCACACAGCUGAAGAAGCGCCUCAUCAACUCUGUGAUGUCAAAUUCCAGCACUGCCCAAGCACUUCUUGAGCUGGGCAGUAGUGUUACCUUGUUGUCUCCCAACCAACUGUCCACACUCUCUAGCACAGAUCUCAAAGAGGUUCUCAAAAAUCUGGGACCCAACAUCCAGUGGACACAGAGCCAGCUCCACACUCUGGUCAAGAAACAACUGGGUGACAAGAGGUGUAAAGAGGUGUCACGUGAGGAGCUGAUGGCCCUUCAGCCAGUUGUAGGAGGUUUGCCGAGCUGUGUGCUCAAGCACCUCAAAGCCCGGGAGAUCCUGAAUGAUACAGAGGCUCUGAAGAACAUCUCCAAGGGGAUGAGGAAGGGGCAGCUGAAGGCCAUGCUGCAGGGGCUGCGUGAGGAUGUGGAUCCCUCAGAGCUGGUGCAGAAAUUGUCCGGCCCUUUGCUUCUCAGCAUUUCUCUAAGCAGCCUGAAAAAAGCAAACAUCACCUCUCUGGACCAAGUGGAGAAUAAAAUGUGGAGUCAGCCUCAGGCUGCAUACCUGGCAAAAAAGAUGCAAGAUCUAAAUCAGUUUCAGUACAGGAGGCUGCGUUCAGUCCUCCAGGGUGUAACGUGUAAGAUGAUUGACAAAGUUGCUGACAGUGACACGCAGGACAUGGCUCAGGCCAUAUCAGAGACUCCACAGUGGCUCUCCAAAGUGCAGGCAGGAUGCGCUGCCCGAAAGCUUUUUGCGACUUUGGAGAAAGAGAGAGCUGACUAUUUCAAAACCAUCACAGGGGAGGAGCUGGAUAAGAUUCCUGCAUUCUUACUCAUUCACCUGCUGCCUUCCCAGGUGAAGGACUUGCCUGACUCUGUGUGUCCCAUGUUCCUCGACAAGAUGGAAGUGGCCAACUUGAGCUCAUUACCCCUUCGUGCCCCAUCUCGCCCUGCACUCACCCAGAGGGCUCUGCGUUGUCUUGCCAAUGGGGAAGAUUUAUCCAAACUGACCACUGAGGAUGUAUUCAGGCUUGGACAGCUCUUGUGUGAGAUGUCGGCUUCCCAGCUGCGCCUCAUGGCCCCUGAUGUCAUCAACUCCAGCCUCCAGGCCAUGGCUUCCUGCCACCACAUUCCUCAAGGCCACAGGGAAGAUCUAAUUCAGCUGAUCAACCAGACUUUUGGGGAUCCAUCUGACUGGUCCGCUGAAACUAUGGAAGCACUUGGUCCUGUCCUCUUUUUGGAUGAUAAUGCCACAUCUGCUCUGCCCAGUAAGCCUUGGAUGAAGGAUGUUCUCUAUUUUCUGAAGUCACGCCUAUCCCACGCCUCAGACACCUUGAACAAGAAGUUAUUUGAUCUCACCACCACCACCACAUCAAAUACAGCACGUAGAAAGAGAGCAGCUAACAUUGACAAUAAUGGUAAUGCCAACGGUAAUGGUAACAGUGACAGUGGCACUGACAAUACCAGUGCUGAAAAACAACCCACUGUGGAGUUGAUUCAAGAAUUGGGAAUGGACAACAUCUACUGGACACCUGCACAGCUGGACAUGAUUUCAAAGGACACUUUCCUCAAUACUAUAGAAACACUUGGGGCCAUCUCUGGCUACAAUGACGACCAACUGGCCAUGCUCAGUAAAAAAGCAACUGAGGCCUUUGGCCCAGUGUCACAGAUGAAUGAGACUGUGGUGAUGCAGAUGGGAUGUAUAACUCAGGGCUUCUCUGAUGCAGACCUGAAGCGUCUCCCCUUCCCUCUGGACGCUAUGGAGCAAAUUGCCCACUGUGGCUGGAAGGAGUCACAGAUGGAGCCGGUGUGGAGAGGUGUUGCUGAUUAUAACAAUCUGACAGCGCAACAGCUGGGAGCUGCAGAGAUGGUUGCACUAAACCAGUUCAUCUGUGGCCUCAGCUCCAGCGAGAUUCAACAGCUCAACAAGGAAGAUUUCAAGGAUGCCGUGGGCUCAUUGGAUGGUAUCCAGUGCUCCUUCAAGGUUAUGCAGCAGUUGAAAAGUCUUGCUGUGUCAGCGUUUGGAGACCCCAGCAACUGGACUGAAGCGCAGGUGUCUGACUUUGGCAACAUCAUUGCUGGAUUGGAUGCAACUGGGUUGGCCUCUUUGGACCCGUCUGUCUUUUCAUUUCUCAGGAAAACGUGCAUCCCGCUUAUACCACCAGACAACUUUGCUGCACUCUCUGUUGCUCAGCUGGAGGCUCUUGGUCCUGACAACGCUGCCCUGGUAACCACUCAACAGCGAGCUGCACUAAGAGACGAGCAGCGGGCCGCACUUGAAAAGGCUAUGACCGGGUCCCGUGAGCAAACAUCAAACAGUGAGCUUUCAGGAGCUCCAUCGCUGAGUGUCGAAGGGAUCUCGGCUUACAUGAAGCCCCUUCUGUUUCUCCUCAUGGGCUUCCUGCUGCUGUGAGACCAGAGUUAUCACAUCCAACAGCAAAACCUGCAGGAGCUUUAGCUAAACACACACACAGCCUUGUUUCUAUUAUAUAUUUCAAUCACAUUCUUUUACUAUAACACAUGUGACACUAUGUAACUCUUCGAGCAUAUCUUAUUUGUGAUGAAGACGUUUCUUGUAGAUUGAUCGUCUGAGAUCAUUUAGGAGUGUACACAACGCAACAUAAUCAAAUGACCUGGUAAGAUGUGUCAGGAUUCCUUACGAUUACUUGUUAUUAAGGUCACAUUUAAAUAUUCUAUCUCUCUAUAUUUAUGAUAAAGUAUAUUUUAAUAGAAUGAAGAGGAAUAUUUAAUGC